AUGGUCUAUGGACCUCCCCACCCAAACAUGCAGCGUCCUCAUCCUAAUGAGCUUGCUUUACUUACUCGGCUAGCCGCAAAGGAAGCUUUGGCCUCAGAUGAUGAUGAUGAGGAAGAGAAAGCUGAGACUCAGGUUCUGGAUGCUGCCAGGACUUCUAUGUCUUCUGUUGCUGACACUGAAAAGGUUUGUGCUGGGAAAAAGCAUACAAAUCAAGUUCCAGAUCCUAUAACUUCUUGCGUAGUUCAUACCGUGCAAAAUUUUUUGGAUGAAGAAGAAUCACGUGCUGUUAAACACAUAACAAGAGCUGAUAAAUAUAUUUCUCCAAGAGAAUACUAUGCCUACAAAUUACAAAUUAGGCCCAAAAAUAUGCUCCUAAGAGGUGGAAGAUGUUUUCAGCAGUUUGUUGUUGACAUGUAUGUCAAGAUAGAGAAUUUAAGGCUCGAUUAUCUACGAAACAAUCAAGAUAUAAUUAGAGCUGAUCUUUAUCAAGGUAUUCUUGAUAGUGUGUUAGGUGGAGAGACAGAUGCUUCGAAGAUUGGACAUCUUGUUGUUUUGCCUCCAUCGUUCCUUGGGUGUCCUAGAGAUCUUAAACGUCGAUAUCUAAAUGCAAUGGCAUUAGUUCAGAGAGGCCCAAAAGAGUAUGAUAAAUUUGUUUGUGCUGAAAUCUCGUUGUUUGAUAAUCCUCAUCUUCGUAAAGUUGUCUUAACUCAUAUGAUGCACGGGCCUUGCGGCAAGCUGAAUCCAAAAUGUCCUUGCAUGAAAAUGGAUGGGAGAAAGUUAGUCUGUAAAAAUGGAUAUCCAAAAGACUACAAUUUUGAAACAGCAAACAACAAAGAUGGAUAUCCUAUAUAUAGGAGAAGACAAAUAGGUGAAAAGGUAUGCUCAACUAUCAAAGCAGUAAAAUAUUUGUACAAAUACGUUUACAAAGGGCACGAUCGAAUAUCAUUCAAGAUAUCUGCCACAAAUGAUAAUAAAGUUGAUGAAAUUGAACAAUUUGAAUCUGGCAGGUGGGUAUCCCCAUGUGAAGGAGUAUGGCGAAUAUUUGGGUUUGAUUUGUAUGAAAUCUAUCCUCCUGUUAUGCCGUUGCCUAUACAUCUUCCGUAUAUGCAAUCCAUUGCUGUAAGACCACAUGAAAAUCUCAAACGGGUAGUGAGAGAUCCUAAGCGUUCACGUACACCAUUGACAGAAUACUUUGCAAUGAAUUUUACAAUUAAUGGUGGCAUUAACCUUUUAUAUGGUGAAUUUCCAGAGCACUACAGAUGGGAUGCAAGUACAAAGGAAUGGAAAGGCAGGAAAAAUACACUAACUGUUGUUGGGAGGAUAUCGUUUGUCUUACCUGCUGAAGACUUAUGUACGGUUGAUAAUUAUGUCUGUGCUACAUUUCAAGAAACUGCUAAACGACUUGGUCUUUUAGAAGACGAUGAUGCUGCAUCUAUUUGCCUGGCUGAAGCUGCAGAGGUACAGUUACCAGGUGCUUUUAGACGACUAUUUGCAACAGUUCUGAUAUUUUUUCAACCGAGCGAUCCAUCUGCUUUAUGGGAAAAAUAUUACACAUCGUUGUCAGAAGAUUUUAGGUAUCAAUUCAAGGAUUGUACCGAAAAAAUAAAACAGCUGACUGUCAGUUUGUUAGAACAACAUCUUGAAUCAAUUGGUAAAUCACUAAAAACUUUUGGGCUAGAUCAUCUAAGUUAUAAUGUCAGUGAUGAGUUUAGAAAAACGAGAGAUAUAGCAGAUGCUUUAAAUACAGCUAUUCUUGAAGAAUUCAUAAAUUCAAAAGAACGUUUGAAUCCAGCUCAAUUGAAAGAAUUUGAUUACAUAAUGAAACACGUCAAUGAGGGAAAAGGAGAAAUUCGAAUAAUGAAUAAAAUUGUGUUGCCAACUGCAUUAUCUGGAAUAGCAGCAUCAAAUCUCCCUUCAGGCAGAACAGCUUAUUCAAGAUUUAAAAUACCAGUUGAUCAUAAGAGUUGUUUUACAUGUGAUGUGCCAAAACAAAGUAGUUUAGCACAUUUAAUAAAAGAGACAACUUUGAUUAUCUGGGAUGAGGCUUCUAUGACCAACAAGGCGAAUUUACAGGCCCUUGAUUUGCUGUUACAAGAUAUCUGUGAAAAUACAACACUUUUUGGUGGUAAGCUUAUCAUUUUUGGCGGAGAUUUUAGACAGGUUCUACCAAUUGUACCUCAAAAGACCUUAAGACAAGCUGUUGAAUCAAGCAUUAUCGCUUCAUAUAUCUGGCCAUCUCUGAAAAGAUUUAAAUUAACAGAAAAUCAGCGAGCUCGUGAAGAUCUUGCAUUCUGUUCGUUUUUGUUAUCUCUUGGCAACGGUGAAUAA
This is a messenger RNA of Chenopodium quinoa (quinoa), 2328 nucleotides long. RefSeq lists its product as uncharacterized. Gene Ontology annotation, molecular function: DNA helicase activity. The coding region runs from base 1 to 2328 and encodes 775 amino acids. The transcript is spliced from 8 exons. NCBI's taxonomy places the organism in Eukaryota, Viridiplantae, Streptophyta, Magnoliopsida, Caryophyllales, Amaranthaceae. The record is from RefSeq and is a predicted model, not a curated record. Gene Ontology annotation, biological process: telomere maintenance; DNA repair.